Molecule: messenger RNA, 665 nt
Organism: Folsomia candida
Lineage: Eukaryota; Metazoa; Arthropoda; Collembola; Entomobryomorpha; Isotomidae
Exons: 4
Coding region: 114-554 (146 amino acids)
Source: RefSeq, a predicted model, not a curated record
UAGAACACGUUUUGCAAAAUCUUCCCACAAAAAAUUGUCACUACCCAAGAAUACGAAGCAAAUUAAUUUACUUACACAUAUUCCGUUAGUACAUACAUACAUUCUUAAUUAAAAUGCAGUCACCGGAUUCUUCUUCAUCACCAUCAGGAUCUGAAUCGGGCGUCGAUGUCUGCAAAGGAUUUCUUGCCCAGGAAGAAGAAAAAAUGAGAAAGUUGGAAAAUGAGGUGGCCCAGUACGAGCGUGAUCUUCAACCAGCUCUCGAACGUGUGCGUGAAAUCGAGGCACACAUAACUGCACGAAAGGACCAGAUCAAAAGCAUGCAAAUUCUGACAAAUAGCGUGAAGAGGGGAAUAGAAUUGAAUGAUGACGAGCUACCCAGGAAACGGCGUCGAGUAAUUGAUUGGGGACGCAAGUCUGUACUUCAGUUUGCCUCAUCAACUUCAACGCCAGCAUCUAUUCCAGUAUCUGUUAUCGUGGGAAACAGCAUUGUCGUAAUUGUCAAGGCUCCAAUCGUGGCGAAGAGAUUCAACGUCAUCCAGUUCCAGCCAAAAUAGGAGGCUCCAUUUCAUUUACUGGAGGAGGAACAAAACCUUUAAACCGACCACUUUCGAAUAACCGGGCAGGUCCAGGGAUCCCAAAAAGAGGCCGACUAUAUGUAUCCAUCU